CUACAACUCAACUCCAAACGCCGACCGCUGUAAACCCCAUUUUCUUCUGGGAAUGCCCAACGGCACUCCCCACAAUACCUUAUGUACCCGUUAUAUCCUUGCCGCCAAAAAAGCGGGGAAAUCAUUCCCCUGAAAGCACCUGCGACCAUAGUCGAAAAGCGCAACGGCACUGCGAAAUUGGGUGGAGCCUAUGUCGUUCACCCUCGCCGGCAAGUUUUCCCUCAUAUCGGUGGGUUUGCGUGGGUAGGAAAAUGGCGUAUCCUUGCGCAUGCCCGGUGACGCACUUGACCCCGGGCUCGCCAGGACAAGAGGACUUGUGUCCCACUCGGCAAAAGGGGCCACUUUUACUUCGUUUGCUGCUGCAGAAUAUCCCGGUUCGUUUCGUUCGGUGUGUCGGUGAGUCCGGUUUUUACGGUAGUGAGAGUUAGUGCUCCAGACUACAGACUGCCUGUACAGCAAGUCCAGUACAGCAGCCCCAGGCACAGGAUACUUACAGGGGAUAUAGAGGGCUUUUUUUAGCUGGUGUUCCUGGCAAGCGUCUUUGCAGCGGGUGGAUUGUGUGCGAAAAAAAAUCCAGGAAGUGCAUUAGGUGGUGGCAAAAGAGCAGCGUUAUUGCUGGUCCGUUGUUUGGCUCACGGUAUAAGCUUGGUGACACUUUUUUCAAGAGUCCAGGCAACAGUGGCAACGGGAAGAAGACGAGGUGUUGCAGACGUUACGUCUUAGUGUAGUUCCAUUUUUUUUCUAUAUCGGCGAUUCCCGGGUAUUCCGUGCGUUAACGGUCGCGCGAAAGUCGACACGCGCGGUGGUGUGUGAAAAAGUGUCCAAUACUCACUCUCCGGGGUGUACGUGGUUGGUGGAUUUCGAGAAGCUUCGUCGCAUUAGAAAGGAUUACAUCGAAAAGUUCGCUGCUUCUGUAGAGUAGUGUUGCUUACACGCACGGGAGGCCAGUGUCCCACAACCCGUACAAUUCAUCGGAUAUGCCGAUGCCCUCGGCGAAGGAGCAAACGCUGAUGUGGCAACAGAACUCGUACUUGGGUGAUUCCGGCAUCCACUCGGGUGCGGUCACACAGGUGCCAUCGCUCAGUGGCAAGGAUGACGACAUGGAGGACGAUCCGCUGAUGUUCGACAUGGAUCAGGGCUUCUCGCAGAACUUCACCCAGGACCAGGUGGACGACAUGAACCAGCAGCUGAGCCAGACCCGCUCGCAGCGUGUGCGAGCGGCCAUGUUCCCGGAAACCCUGGAGGAGGGUAUCGAGAUCCCAUCGACACAGUUCGAUCCACAGCAACCGACGGCAGUGCAGCGACUGUCCGAACCAUCGCAGAUGCUCAAGCAUGCCGUGGUCAACUUGAUUAACUACCAGGACGAUGCCGAUCUGGCAACCCGUGCUAUUCCGGAGUUGAUCAAACUGCUGAACGACGAAGAUCAGGUUGUGGUUUCCCAGGCUGCCAUGAUGGUACACCAGUUGUCGAAGAAGGAAGCUUCACGCCACGCGAUCAUGAACAGCCCGCAAAUGGUCGCCGCUUUGGUGCGUGCUUUGUCACAGAGUAACGAUCUGGAAACCACUAAGGGAGCCGUAGGAACGCUGCACAAUUUGUCACACCAUCGCCAAGGUUUGCUGGCAAUAUUCAAAUCCGGAGGAAUCCCAGCGCUCGUAAAGCUGCUUUCGUCGCCGGUUGAAUCUGUGCUGUUCUACGCGAUCACAACGCUUCACAAUCUGCUGCUCCAUCAGGAUGGCAGCAAAAUGGCAGUCCGUUUGGCUGGUGGCCUGCAGAAGAUGGUAGCUUUGUUGCAGCGCAACAACGUCAAAUUCCUGGCCAUUGUUACAGACUGUCUGCAGAUUCUUGCCUACGGAAACCAAGAGAGUAAACUUAUUAUCCUUGCUUCCACCGGCCCAAGUGAGCUGGUUCGCAUCAUGCGCUCAUAUGACUAUGAGAAGCUGCUCUGGACUACCUCACGGGUGCUGAAGGUUCUGUCAGUUUGUUCGAGCAACAAGCCGGCCAUCGUUGAAGCCGGUGGCAUGCAAGCCUUGGCCAUGCAUUUAGGAAACCCAUCACAGCGUCUCGUUCAGAACUGCCUGUGGACGCUGCGCAAUCUUUCGGAUGCCGCUACAAAGGUUGACGGAUUGGAAACGCUCCUCUCCGGUCUGGUAACAGUUCUCGGCUCGUCCGAUGUGAACGUUGUAACCUGCGCAGCCGGUAUCCUGUCCAAUCUGACGUGCAACAACCAACGCAAUAAGGUCACGGUAUGUCAGGUCGGAGGCGUUGAGGCUCUCGUCGGUACCAUCAUCAACGCUGGCGAUCGCGAGGAAAUCACCGAGCCGGCCGUGUGCGCCCUGCGUCACCUGACUUCGCGCCAUCCAGAGUCCGAGUCGGCGCAGAACAUCGUCCGCAAUGGAUACGGACUGCCGGUGAUUGUGAAGCUACUUAAUCCACCGUCCCGUUGGCCACUGAUCAAGGCCGUCAUCGGACUGAUCCGUAAUUUGGCUCUUUGCCCAUCCAAUGCGGCACCGUUGCGCGAGCACGGAGCGAUCCAUCUGCUGGUGCGAUUGCUGUUCAAGGCGUUCCAGGAUACGCAGAGGCAACGUUCAUCGGUGGCCACCAACGGGUCGCAGCCUCCGGGCGCCUACGCCGAUGGCGUCCGCAUGGAGGAGAUUGUCGAGGGCACGGUCGGUGCGUUGCACAUCCUCUCGAAGGAGGAACUCAACCGGCAGCUCAUCCGCCAGCAGAACGUGAUUUCGAUCUUCGUACAGCUGCUCUUCUACAACGACAUCGAAAACAUUCAGCGCGUCGCUGCCGGUGUCCUGUGCGAGCUGGCCGUCGACAAGGAGGUGGCCGAGAUGAUCGAAGCCGAGGGUGCCACCGCACCGCUGACUGAACUGCUCAAUUCCGCCAACGAGGGUGUCGCCACCUAUGCGGCCGCCGUCCUGUUCAAGAUGAGCGAGGACAAAUCGAUGGACUACAAGAAGCGCUUCUCCAGCGAACUGACCACCCUGCCGGUGUUCCGCGACGACACGAUGUGGAACAACGGCGAGCUCGGGAUAGGGCCGGACUUGCAGGACAUCCUCUCGCCCGAUCAAGCAUAUGAGGGCCUUUACGGACAAGGUCCCCCCAGUGUGCACAGCUCACACGGUGGCCGAGCAUUCCAGCAAGGAUAUGACACACUGCCGAUAGACUCGAUGCAGGGUCUGGAGAUCGGUGGCGGCGGUAACGCCGGUCCCGCUGGCAACAAUCCGAAUGCGGGCAACAAUCCGGGUGCCGGAGGGCCCCCGUCCGGCCAGCCAACGUCGCCGUACGCGAUGGACAUGGACGUUGGCGAGAUGGACGCCAGCGAGCUGACGUUCGACCAUCUGGAUGUGAUGCCAUCGCCACCGCAGGACAACAACCAGGUGGCCGCCUGGUACGAUACCGAUUUGUAAGAGAAACGGUUUGCGAUCUUGAUUUUUACACACUUUUUUCCUGCGUAGCGUAUUAUUUUUGUCUCUUAUCACACACACACAUACAUUUUAUUCGUAACACGAUGUGCUUCCAACACAUAUUGAGAGGAUUUUCUCAACGCGAGAGAGUGCAGCUUCUAACACAUCAUACGGUUGAUUUUCGACUAUCUCUUACGUUUAUUGUGAUACAAAAUAUUAGAUUCUCUCCUCCUUUAUUCUACAGCAGCUUGUAUCGUAUCAAUGUAUGUUGGAAGCUUGCUCUUAAAUCUACUUUUAAACUUAAUAUAUCUUAUGUAUUUUUACAUAAUAAAGCUAUCGAAAUCAAACUAAUGCAUCUAAAAUUAUUUAGGAAGAUAAUGUUCGAUUUAGAACUAUUUCAGAAUUUUUAUUAUAUUCAUAUAUUUAUACACGAAACAAUGACAGCAGCUUCUUAUAAUUUUUCAAACUUUGAUGUUUACUACUGCAUUACAUUAAAUGGUACAUUGGGUCAUCCAACGUACCAACGGAGCAGCAACUAUUAGCUAAAUUUGAGCAUUUCGAUUGGCGAGAACAAACGCAAUGUGACAAACUUCGACGCGUUUGUAAUUCAGUAUUGGCGGUAUAGAAGAGAGAAACCUGAUUCAAAAAUUAAUGAAAUCUACAGAAUUCAGAAAAAAUAGUAUAAAUGUUAUCAAGCAGCUAAGGGAAAACUCUGAUCAAUUUGUAACACAAACAAAUCGAACAACGUCGCGAUCUGUGCGAUUGUUUCGACAUAUGUAACACGGAAACUGGAGCGUAGUUGACAAGUUCAUUAAACACACACACACCCAAUGCAGUCCCAUAACGAGUUGAAGAAUCUUCAACGCUGAUUGAGGAAAUAACGAAACAACCCGACCUUGUUUGUGCUCUACAUAUAAUCAUUUUAAUUUUAACUCUCACGAUAGCAACUGUUUCGCAAAAUAAAGAGAAAAACAUCUGUUCUUAUACCCGACAUAAACGCGAUCCUCUAGACUCGAGAAACGAGAAAGCUCUGUAGUAAUGCAUCACGCAAACUGGUGAACUAUUACGAUUUUUUGAAAAUUGAUUCUAUAUUGAAAUUAUUAUACAUUAUGAUGAUGACGAUGAAAUGAAAUGAAACGAACCUUCCUUUCAGUAUAUAAGAGAACGUGAGGAGAAAAAUAUAUUAAAUGCUAUACAACAA
Messenger RNA from Aedes albopictus (Asian tiger mosquito), 4614 nucleotides. It is a transcript of the gene arm, whose product is annotated as armadillo segment polarity protein. The transcript is spliced from 6 exons. The record is from RefSeq and is a predicted model, not a curated record. Gene Ontology annotation, cellular component: catenin complex; adherens junction; nucleus. Gene Ontology annotation, biological process: positive regulation of transcription by RNA polymerase II; cell-cell adhesion; canonical Wnt signaling pathway. The coding region runs from base 978 to 3416 and encodes 812 amino acids. Lineage: Eukaryota; Metazoa; Arthropoda; Insecta; Diptera; Culicidae. Gene Ontology annotation, molecular function: alpha-catenin binding; transcription coactivator activity; nuclear receptor binding.